GAAGCUGUGUGCAUGUGUGUGUGACCUCCAUGUGGAUAUUACCGAUUUUCGUCUGGAGAACAGAAGAAGUUGACCAAACAGUUUGUUCGUGUGUUGAGUUCACUGAAUUCUUUUUUAGGAUCAAGACUUUUGGAUGCGCCAUUCUUCUGCUAUUCUUGUACACAUUUCCUUUGAUAUAGAUUGAUUCCAUUCAAGCCACACCGUGUUUGAUUCUCAUGUGUUUUACGUGGAUUUACCCUUCUGCGACAGUGACCUACUUUCACCGCGCUACACAGGUCUGUGUUCGGUUGACACCGUGUAAGCUAUAGGCUAAGUGUCGUUAUUAUAAAUGUGUCGCUAAACUUUGAGAGCGCGUAAUCUAAGCUCCAUCUAAAGCACACUAAUCAAAUGGUGAAUAUCUAAUAAUCUAAAUGUGUUAUACAAUAGAAGGGCCACCAUUCCCUAAGGUCAACAUUAAGAUAAGAAGGGGCUAUAUUCAGCCCAUGGGGAACCUGUUUGAUAUCCAGUGUGCUCACCUUCGCAGUUCCCCGCUCACCCCGUCGGAUGUUUAUUAGUGAUAGCAUGCAAGUGCUGUCACAUGAUCAGGCCAAGCCUCGCGCUUAAAAUCAAUUUAAAAAUAAGGAAGGAGAUGAAAACCACGAAAUAAAACCAAUGCGCAAAGAUUCUUGUCAUAUCAGCCGUCUGCUCCUCAGCCGUCAACUUUCACUGAGGCUUAGUAUGCUAAACUAAAGUGAAACCAAAAAAAAAAUUCUAAGAUUUAACUCCGGAGUAUUACUGACGGUAAUAGUUUGGCUAAAUGUCACUGAAUGUCAGGAGCUGGCUACGUCAUUUCUGAGUCUGCCGACUAAAUGGAGCACACGAACACGAGGACGUCCCAAAUCGAACGUUUGGCCAGGAACGGCUUGGAGAUGGAAGGAGACAGCGUCGAAAAAGGGGAACUACUUUCCCUGCGCGGGAACGAGGAGACGACGUCUGCUCGGCCGGCGACGUCACACGGCGAUGAGAAUGACGUCAGCUACUCGCACGAGGACAGCUCCGUGCGACAGAGACCCAAGAAUAAGCGCAGGGCGCCCAGAUUCGGCAGUGGAGACAACUGCUGCAGUUCAUUUCUGAAGUGUCUGGGCUUGGUACCUUGCCCGUCUCUAUUAUCAUGGAUUAUACUGUUGUGCGGCAUCGGUUGUCUGACCGGAAGUCUUCUCAUAGGAACAUGGCGCACUAGAGAGCUUCUCAAAGGGGAUGAAGACCUACUCUGGUUCAUGGAAUACACCAUCAUUGGAGUCACCAUCGGAAUGUUUGUCAUUGGUACAUUACUCUUGACCACUGGUCAUUUGUCCACAGAGCCCACCAGUCGUAGAAUUUUCAACUCCCUCACCAAGAAUAGAUGUGCUCAAGGUUUAAAUAUUUGUGCACUGGUUGUGGCCUACAUCCUAACCAUCAUUUGGAUCCUGGUCUCUGUAGUCCUGGCCACUCCUCUUGUUCUCCUCAUAAACAUAAUCUGCAUUGUGAAUCCUGAAUCCAUUGAUCCUAGCUUGUACGGUUUCAAAAGUGGGCAGAUAACUCGGACUCAAUUUCAUGAAGAUGGGGUCAAUCUUCUUAUUACCUAUGCGAUUGCUCUGUUUGGCUCCAUCUUGAUUGUCAACAGUUUGAUCUGUUUCCUGAUAAGCAUCUCUGCCAAUAUAACCCAUCUGAGAGACAAUCGCUUUGCUACCUUCAACACUUACUCCCCAGGGGAGGAAAUCCACUGUUCCAAGCACUCAGUUGUGGAUACCAAUAUGUAAAUAUAGGAAGGGACACAACUCUCAGUUCAGUUAUCACAGUUAUCCCUAAACAGGACUUGCCAAGCAUAAUACAAAUCAAUAUUCCUCAUGAAUUUCUGCUUCAUCUCAGAUAGCGAAACAUAUAUUUUGAUAGCAUUUUAAAUCAUGUCACGGAUUAGUUCUCAAUAAGUUCAAUUAGUAUAAUGUGUUGAAGUCGGUUUAAUUGUCCCUCAUAUUUUCUCUGUCAGUUCAUUCUUUACCUCAAAUCAUACUUCAAGUUUAAAUUGUAUUCAAUUUCUUACAAUUUAUUCUUGAAAAUCAUAACAAGUGAAUACAAUUUUGAAUUUUUACUAGAACAUUUUACAAAUUAUAAAUCUGUAUAUUUCUGUAGUAACCAUUUUUUUUUCUGCAAUGUGGAUGUAAUUAUUAGUAUCUUUAUAUUUAGGAAAUAAAACUAUGAGAUUGAUUGAUGAUAUAUGUUGGGCUAUUUUAUUAUGUCCUGUAUCCAAGUCUGAAGUCUUAUACAUAUUUCUACCAGGGGCAGCCAUUUUCAGAUUUAUAAAAAGAAAUAUUUAUUCAUUCUUAAAUCUUAAUUGUAAAAUGCAAUUUAAUUAUUUUUUUUAACAUUUUAAUUAAACAUUUUUUUUUAAAUUUUUUCUUCUUAAAUUAUCUGUCCCUUGAAACAAUUAACUAGCAGCUUAUCUGGCAAGAAGUCUACUUCAUGAUAUGCAAUCUAUAUUUCUCUAGUUCAUAAGCAUCUUGUCAUAUUUUGUUUUACGUGUCUGUAGUUCUUUGUGCUAUGAAUGGUUUGAUAUGGAUGCCUAGUUAUUUAUGAUAUUUUGAGAAUUACAGACAAAAGAUUCAUAGUUUUGUUUGAAUCAUUAAACUCAUUGUUUUUUUGUUUGUUUUUUUGUAAAUAUAUAUUUUUAUACAAUUUGAGUACAAGUAUUAAAGUGUUUUAUUUUUAUAAUUACAUUGUUACUCCUAAACUAAUAUUUUCAUUGGGUACAAAAAUGGCUAUAGUCCUGUGGGUACUAAUUGAAUUUAAUAAUUGCUCCCUCUUUUUAUAGGCAGCUAUUCAUCAACUGCCAUCGUUUUAUAAGAGUAAUAAUUGAGCGCCAUUUCUUUUCACAAAAGCCUUUAUACCUCACUUUACCUUACACUAAGAUACAUCAUAAAAUAAGUUUGUAACCUUUUUUUUUAAACUAGAUGUUUUAAAGUAAUUUGUCUAAAAAUGCUCAGAUUUUUGUCACACUUUUAUAUUUGGAAAAAUGUUUAUUGUUCUUCUCUAUAUUUUUUUACAGCAGUAGAAGAUAUUUCUUUUAUCUGGUGCUUGUUAAAUCUGUAGGUAUCCUGUAUCUGUGCCUAGAAAGAUCAUGAUUUAUUUUUCAUCUUUACUCUUAUGCUUAAUAUUAUGUUACAGCUUCUCAAAUUUUUUUCUCUUGGAUAAUCUUUCAAGUUUGAAACAGUGUAAAAAUAUUAAUUGGCUCUAAAACAUAAGUAAAAGUAUUGACUUUAUAUAAACAGUUCAGUUCAUUGGACAACAUAGGAUGUGAUCAUUUUGUACUUAAGAACUGGCUAGUCUGUUUACAAGAACAUACAUAGUGUUAUGAGAUCACAAGGUGUAAAUGUACAAGUAGAAAGUGCUUAAGUUGUUCCCAAGUAAUGGUAAGCUGGGUUCAAGUUCAUUUUUUGUAUCACCCAAAAGUGGGAGCUUAAGCUUGUCAAAAUAUAGAUUACAAACGCAAUAACUACUUUUGCUCACUAACUAUAGACAUAAAAAAAAUAAAUGUAAAAACAUUCUUUGAUGCAUGAUACCCAACAUGCAACUGAGUAUUUUCAGUAUUCAGUUCAGAUUAGUGAAAUAAUUGAAUAAAAAUAUGCUAUGGCCAUAGUGUUCUUUCAGUUCAAUAGGAUUUUGUCCAAAUAAAUGGCUGGUCCUAUACAUCCAAUUUGACUGUACACAUAAAUAUAUGUCAUGGUAGUGAUACAUUUUAAAAUCAAUCAAAAACUCAAUUCACAUCAAAUAUUUCCACUGGUGCUAAAAAAAGGGAGCAGAUCUUUUUUGGAGAAUUAGAAUUUUGAACUCUCCUCUAUUUGUUUUUUUUAUUUUCAAAAUAUUUGUGUGCUCUUUGGACAAAAUGUGUCUGUUAACCUUAAGAUCGAGAAACAUUUUCUGUUUCAAUAGCCAUUUCAAGUUUUUACAUAUGCUCAUGUCUUGUCCACCUUUAAUUCUACAUGCACAAAUGUAUUUCAGUGUAAAUAUAAUUUGUAUUUGUUCCUUUACAGUUGAUGUACUUAAUUAGUGAUAUUAUUUAGACCAUGGUCAAAUCCAGAUAUGGCAACUAAAUUAUUUUUUUUCCUGAAGAUUUUUUUUUCUUUGUGUUUUUGUUUAAGAUUCUAAAACAUUACAAUUAUAAUAUGUGUUGACUGUUCUCAGCGUAUUCAUAAUAUAAUGAUCUGCAUCACAUUAAUGGAAAAUGAAGCAUAUUAAAUUUUUAUAAAGACUGAAUCUUAAACUAAGUUUGUCAUGAACUGACAAAAAAUAUCAAAACAAAGAAAAAAUGUACUUAUUAAUAUAUUAUUAAUUGUUUUGAAUCCUAAAAUAAUAACCAUUUUAUAAAUUUCAAGAAAAAAAAAAGUUGAAUUGUGACUGUGAAGAAACAAAAUGGGUUUUGUUGAUCACUGACCCAUAAAAUGAAAAAAAAAAAAAGGUUGUAGUUGAUCAUUCCACUAUUUGUCUAGAUAACAUUGUGUCAAAAAUAUAUCACUUUGAUGCUGUUGUGCUGCACAUAACAUUUAAAUCAAAUGUUUUUACCAUAACCUUUUUGUUCUUACAAGCCAGUAACAUUUCAUAUACAACAGAUUAUUAAAUACAGCCCUUAAGGCAUAUUUGCUUAGAUAUGGAACCAAGGAAUUCAUAGUUCUCUUGUAAAGAACUAAUGCUGUUCUCAUAAGAGCUGUGGACUUAAAGACUUUCUUAUCUUAUAUGAUACAGAUACCACUAACUAAGUUACUAGAAAGUUUAAAUGAAAUGCUUUCCAACAUAAUACAGACUCUAGAAUUCGUUAGUGCCCUCAAUGAUACCUUUAGGCUUUAGCCUUUAGAUCAGUCCUGAUUCUCAUCCCAUGUAUUUCAUAUGUAAGUAAUUAGAUGAUAUUAAUAUAAGCUAUUACAAAAAGUAAUAACUAAUUCUGAUUUUUUUUUUUACAACUGUUUAAUGUGUUCUGUCUGAACAAAUAUAAAUUUUAUUUUAUUUUCUACAUACAAUGCAAUAUGAUUUUUUUAUAUUAUUAUUUGAUUGGUAUUAUGUUCUGUUGAUCAAUUGUUGUAUCUGGAGUUUUCUUUUUUUUGGAGACAAUUAUCUCUAUGAGUCAUUAUUGUAACAUGUUAAUGUAACAUCAAACUUUGAUAAUAAAUAUCAUUUUAUAACAUCGUCUGAAGGGGAUUGUCAAGUUGAAGAACAAUACUUUCACAAGGGCUAUAAACAAACAGAAUUAACUUGAUAUUUACCCUCAGGUUUUAUUUUCAGUUUAUGAUGUUUAUUGAGGAGUGUCUGAUACGUUUUACGUCUUUGCCCUGAAGGGUCAUUAGAUAAUAUUUAUCUUUCACAAGAUGUAAUACUUUCAAGUUGUAGUGUGAUAUAGCACUCCACUACCAAUGUAUUUACACUUUCAGAUUAGGCUCCAAUAAAUAUUGUCAAUUUUAUUUCUUUUGAUUACUAGUACUUAUGAGUGUACAGAGCUUAGAAUUGAGAUAGAAAUGGUAAAGGUACCUUUUUCAGAUCUUGCAGUCUAUCAGGGCAGUUGAAGUAAAGCUCCUCUGUUUCUAGGGCUUAACAUAUGUCAGGUACCUUUAAGAGUUGGGUAUAAUCACUGGUAUUAAAAAAUCCUGAAGUUUAAAAUCACAGUCUUCACUGAGAUUCAAACUCUAGAGCCCUGAGUUAAUAUCUCAAGUGCUUUACUACUUUGCCACCAUGCACCAUAGAAUUGAAAUGCUAUAAAGAAAGGAAAUAAUCCUUGUAUGAAUAUUUGUGUUCAGUUUGACUUAUCUUCCCUUGUGACACCUUGCUCUCUAGUUUGUUAUAUUAUGCUGCUAGUUUACUUUGAUGGUCCUGUCCUCUGAUUCAUAUCUCAACACAUCCUUCUCUUUCAGCUUGUUCAACUCAAGACUUUCAAAUCUUUGUUUCAUCUUCCAAGUCUGCAGACCAGUAGAUAGAGUGAAUUACAAAAAAACAUGUCUAAAAAAGAACAAAAGCAUCAGCCUGGUGUUAUUGAGAUCACUUUUCCCAGAGUGCAUUCUCUAAUCCAACACGCUGUUCUCAUGCCACCAAAUUAUUCUCUCUUCACUCAUGUUUUAGUUAUUUACAUUUGACUCUCAAUUUGUUUUGUUUUUCGUUGGCAUAAAAAAGAUUUCAUCACAUUUCCCAUUCACAUUGUCUCAUGCGCCAAAGUUUCACAUUUUCCAUCCACAUUGUCUCAUGGGCCAAAGUUUCACAUUUUCCAUCCACAUUGUCUCCUAGGUCAAAGUUUCACAUUUUCCAUCCACAUUGUCUCAUGGGCCAAAGUUUCACAUUUUCCAUCCACAUUGUCUCCUAGGUCAAAGUUUCACAUUUUCCAUCCACUUUGUCUCCUAGGUCAAAGUUUCACAUUUUCCAUCCACAUUGUCUCAUGGGCCAAAGUUUCACAUUUUCCAUCCACAUUGUCUCAUGGGUCAAAGUUUCACAUUUUCCAUCCACAUUGUCUCAUGGGCCAAAGUUUCACAUUUUCCAUCCACAUUGUCUCAUGGGCCAAAGUUUCAUGUUCAAAGUGUUCCUAUAUAUAGUUUUAUUUUGCACAUUUUGUUUCUCCAGUGAAAACAAACAAAACGUCCAUGCUUUCCUAUGUUUCAAGUUGGCAUCACAUUGUUUCAUUCAGGGUUACUGUUAGGGUUAGUGUGUCUUUCUUUUUCUUUUUGCAAAAGGCAAUUUUCUUCAAAUUAUAACUAGAUCUACUCCCUGAAGCUUACCAUCUAGUUUUUUUCUGCCGGAAAUACCAGCAUUUAUUGACAUUAAAGAAUAAUAUUGUCUUGCUUAUAUUUAAUACUUCAUGGACAACAGUUGAUUCUAAUUGAGAUUUUAAAUGGGUAGCAGUUUAUCUCUUGUCCAGAAAGUACCAGUCUAUGGAUAUCGGUUAAUCAAAUUUGAUAUCAAAGCUCUAAUAAUCUAUAUUUAUUAGGCAAAUUAAUCCCCCACUUCCC
This is a messenger RNA of Biomphalaria glabrata, 6995 nucleotides long. Its product is annotated as myelin proteolipid protein-like. The coding region runs from base 849 to 1778 and encodes 309 amino acids. Gene Ontology annotation, cellular component: plasma membrane. The record is from RefSeq and is a predicted model, not a curated record. Gene Ontology annotation, biological process: neuron projection development. The transcript has 8 exons. Lineage: Eukaryota; Metazoa; Mollusca; Gastropoda; Planorbidae.